AUACACCAAUGUGUGUUAUGAACAUAACUGUGUGUUAUGUGGUACCAAUUAUCUGUAAGAUACCAUUUAUAAAAAUGAUUUACCCUGGAGGUGGACUGGUAUGUUUUGCACUCUAAAAUUGGUGAGCUAUUCUGUUGCCUGAUCUUCAUGACACAUGUAAAAAAAUACAUUAGAGAAGAAAUGAACACGGAGAAAGUGUCUUACCGAUUAUAAAUUUGGACAAACUACAGAAGUUAUGGACAUCAAUGUAGCAUAUUCAAUUGUUCGUGAACGUGAAAAAUAUGGUUUGAACUUAGAUAGGACAGGUGGCACGGAUGACAGAACACGUGUUUCUACAUUCAACUAAUGUGAAUUGAUAUGGGCUAUGUGUUCUUUUUCCCACUCCUUGGACUGUAUGUCACGAAUUAAGUUACCUGUGCAACCUUAAGAGUGGUUUUCAUUAGCGGUCCUCAGAGAAUCCUGGUCUUGUAUAAUGUGUCUUAUACAUCUUUCAGCAUGCCUUUCUUGCCUGUGAAACUGUGCGUAUAUCUUGUUUAAGUUGGUAAUGCACGAAAGUUCCCAAGGAGUUUCUUAAGAAACAAAUACUUUCUUAAAAUUCGUAUUCUGUGUAUAUUCUUGACUUAUGUUCAUCAAUAGCAAACAUAUUUCAGUAUAGAAGCUGAAAAAAAAGUGGCGCAGAUGUACUCAAAUAGGAAUGUAAAUUUGAAUGAACUCUUGCUCUUCACUCUUUAUUCACUAUAGAGGUUCUUUAGUCAGUUGGACUCCAGUUUUUUAUACUUCAUGCAAAUAUAUACUAGUAUAAGCUUGUUUGAUGAUUUCUAGCAUCUAUGCUCAUUUGGUGCUUGGAAUAGAGGGAGUCCUGUACUGAUGUUUAUGCAUUUCUAUUUUGUGUGGUGGUUGCUUGCUUCCUGCUGUUAUGAAAUGCAUCUGAGUUCUGAAGGAGUUGGUUUGAUUCUUCUUUCUCUCCCUUCCUUUUCUUUCUUUCUUUCUUUCUUUUUAAUUAUUUUAAAUGGAUGGAAUGCUUUCUAAAUUCCAACCAAUGUAUUUAGUUUUCUGAUCUACAUUUAUUUUAAGUCAGUGUGACAAAGUUACGAUGAAAGAUAGCUUUGUGUCGGCUUUGUAUGGAAGCUGAAUUACUUGUGGUGUUGGUGGGAGCCAGUUUUACUCGAUACUAGCAACAUUGACUUUUCAUGCAAUCAUAUAUCUGAGAAGGGCACUGAUGAAACAUAUGGUGGUAAGUUAAGUCAUAUGGAAGCGCUAUAUAACUCAUGCUCAAAAUGUGGUGUUGGGACUCUUAUACCUGCUUUUUAUUUGGGGCUAGUAUCAUGGCCUCUUAGUUCUGUUAAAUACUUGAAUGUUUGGGUCAUUUGGAUGCUGAGGGAUGAGAUCAAUUGAUGAACAGUUCUUAGCUAGCUUUGUUUCUUGGCUUUGCAGUGUUGGAGGAGGCAUGACUGAAUGAACCAUUUCAUGCUGAUGAUUUCCUGAUGUAAGCUCACACUGCCCCUAAGAAGGUGGUAUUACCCUUGGUCUGUUGGGUUAGCUGGGGGGACCUGGGUGGAGCAUCUUUAUGAAAUUUCUUAUGUGCUCCUUAUAUGAACUGAAAGUCAUAUCACCUUUUAUUGUUUUGCAUUUGCACCUUAUAAUGCCAGUGUGCCACAUAGAACUAUUGAGCCACACAGCAUUGUGAUUUGUGGAAUGAUAUGGGUAAUGUUGAUAAAGGUAUCCAUUAUGCUACAACCUAUUUUAUGCAUUUUUAUGUUGAAAAGCACUGUUACUAAUGUGUUUGUAUUUUGCUAUAUUUUGAACCCUUUAGGAUAUGAACCUUACAUACAUGUCUAUUGAAUAACACUUUCCUUGCCCCGCAAAAAAAAGAAUAACGUUAACUUUUCUUGGGCUUAGUGAUUUCUAAGCUUUAUGGGAUUCACACUUUCUCUGUCGUGUGUUUCUGUAGUAGUACUUGCAUUUUUCUACCUACUGGUUCACAGGCGUUUAAAGGCUGGUCAACAAACAGUAACAUACCAUGACAAGAAUAACUAGGCUAUUGGUAUUUAGUUGUGAGAUAAUUUUCUGUAAAUAUAUGCAUUUUCAUUUUUUUUUGUCAAAUCCUUCUCUUUGCCUUCCUAGGUUAUGGAUAUUUAGAUAAUUUUCCAUUUUGAUGUCAAAUCCUUCUCUUUGCCUGACACAUUCAAAGAUGACUUUAUUUGAUGACUUUUUCAUGCUUACAUAGCUACUUAUGAUUGUUCUCCAAAGCACAGUAAAAUAUCGUUACAUCCAGAACAAAUUUGAUAUGCCAUGUCAUAAUUUCUGCAAGUUAAUCCAUACUUCUGCUUUAUAUUAAUAUAGAUUCUUGGGUUUUUAUCAGAAGUUGAAAGCAACGUUGAGAAUUCCACCGUUUAAUGUUCAAUGCCUAUUGACUCAAGGGGUUGUACACUACACUACACUAGAAGCACCUGUACAGAUCCGAUUGUGGCUGGGAGGACCAAGGAGAUUUAGUUGUUUGGUAACCUAUUGCACACAAAUACUCACUUUAAAAUCCUAAUACUUUUGGGGUGAUUUGUGUUUAAUUAGACAUUUUCAUGCAAACCUAAUCAUUUCUUGAGAAAUAAUUUAUGGUAGCACCUCCAUUGAUAAAAUUUACCGUUGGUGAUUUCUCAAUACUUGAGAAAUAAUCUAUAUAUUCUUUUAUUUUAGUCUGCAAUCUAUCUAAAAUUAACUUUUCAAAGAUACAUGAGCUACAUAUAUCCUCUACUAACAGUGCCACCUUGCAAAAAAAUCAGGAAGGAGGAGCAGCUUACAAGAUCUCAAGGAAUGUGAUUGGUUACUUGGAACGCCUUCACAUAUGUCGGUGAGGAAAUGAAGGGAUGUCCUACUUUUUGUGAUCUAUGGUGGCAUGGUGGGCCUACUGUGAUUGCCCCUGUAGCAGAGGUACAUGAUUUUAUUAUUGAAGGUCUCCCACAACUUUAAGUUAUUCAGUCUGCAUGUUAUGUUGAAUAUGUUAGGUACAUAUUUACAUAUGACAACCCCUAUUUUCAAUACUAGCUACAAUUCUUUUUCAAGAUGGCUACUAACUUGAUUAAGAAAGACUGGGUAAAGAAUUUCCUGUUACAAGUGUAUACCCAGCCUCGUUAAUAUUUCUUAUAUAAACUGAAGUCAGCCUUUGCCAAUUAGAAUAACAUCUUAGUAGAACACUAUACUACCUCUGUUCUUGAGCAAUAGACAAUUUGACCAUUCCAUGUAGAACAAGGCAACAAAUUUUGUGACCAAUUUGCCCUUGGCAAUUGUUAGGAGAUGGUAUUAAAAAAAAGAAUAAAUGGGAGGUGGGGGGAAAGGAAUGGAUCCAAAAUAGAAGUAUCUAGAGGUUUUCUCUAUGGUGGAAGAUUGAUUUAGACCCACAAGUGUAGCCAUGGGAAAGUAGGGGCAAAAUUGGAUUUUACCAAUGAAAGUAUGGUGGUGACAAAUAUUCUGAAACAAAUGAUUUGGUCAAAUUGCCAGUUAUUCAAGAACGGAUGGAGUAUUAUUUGCCUCUGAUAAAUUCUUUUCUUAUAUCACUCAUUUUGUUCAGUUAAUUUAAUUACAUAAUUUUAAUAAUAAGCUAGUAUUACUUCAUGCUAAUUUUGGGCUUUGAGCUUUAUAGGGUACUUUGUAACAGAUGAGUUGUUCUGGAACAGUAGAUGACUAAUUAGCCAUUAGAAACCAAUGGUUUGGUUUGGCAGUCAACAUGUACAUACUAGACCAAUUCCCUGGACCUUUUGCCCUAAAAUAAUAUGAUGACCAUUGACUAUAUACAUGGUAAUACCAGCACCCUGUCCUUUUGGCCUUUUAUACAAGGAGCUGAAUGCAUUUUUGGUCUUUUACUCCAUAGUUCGAUAUUUUUCUGAUGGUACUUCCCUGGUGUCAAAGCAAAGCCUGCAGAGGAAGCACAAUUCUUAUUCUGUAUGAUAAUGAUCAACUGCGAUGAACUCAUCAAACAUCAGUUGGGGAAACUUAUUCGAGGCUGUUGUUUGGGCUGCUGGUCUUGGAAUCACCUCUUUUUUUGGAUUUCAUUCAUAUAAAUGCCUUGUUGGUGAUCAUAUAUCAUAUAUGGCUCAUCAAGACAUGAAUUGGGAAAGGUUUGUUGCCCAACAGCUCAGGUGGUUUCUACAGUUCUAUUUCCAGUCUUCCAUGAGUAUUUUCAUUGUUCCAUACGUCUAUACUACUGACCUGUAAUAAAUAUAAUAAUAAAUAACCAAUUAUAUGUCUGGUACAUACAUAUGAAUGCUCUCUCAACGUCUCUUAAAUAUUUGUGUCCUUUGCAGUACCUUGCUUUUCUUUUGUCCUUCCAUUUUUCACUGUAUUGUUUGCCUAGUAUACCUGCCUUUUCAUUUCUCCUCCCAUUUCACUGUACCAUUUACUUUAUGAUGAAUGGUAUGUGCACAUCUUAUUUAAAUCAGUGUACAGCAUACGUGCUACUGUGCUAGUGGUGGUCUAUGUUGAAAGUUGAGACUACUUUUUAGUAUUUGUAUUCCUUGAUGUCGAGCUAUGUUGCUACAGGGACUACAGGAUCAAGUUAUUUGAAGUGGCGAUUUAGAGCCAUAAUAAUAAUAAUAAUUAGUCCCCUCUCUUCCAGAAAGUGGUGCGGGCAGGUGGACAUGUCUGGGUAGUGUUCACAAUUCCCUUAAAAGGUGGGCUACAAAAUCAUGGGGAAACUUGUAAAUUAAAAAGGCACAAGCAAUUAGCCAAUUACUGGUAGUCUUUGAGUCCUAUUGGUGCUCUUCUCUUUCUUCACUUGGUGACCAGUUUUUGUAUUUUAUUUACCUUGCUCUUCAAAGGCUCAAAGCUACCAGGUUUCAGCAUGAAGGAGAUGUAUGUUACUUCCAAGUUCAUCCAUAUUAUUUUGGGGGUUUAAUUUUUAAGUAGUGGCAGCUGGAGAAGGAUUUUACAAAGACGACUGGGUAUAUCUUGUUAUCCCAUAUUGGGUUCUUCCGGGAGCAAAACUGCAAAAGCACUGUAUUGCUGAUUGGAUGGCCCCCAUUACAAUCCGUAUGACCUUUUAAUAUCUGAUUCUGGAGGUAGCUGAGAGUAAUAACCUUUGAGUAUCUAGGAGCAGCACUAGCACGUACACUGCACGCUGCAAAUUAUUAUACUAAAAUGAAAUGCAUUUUCUAGGUAUAAACAUACUUCUAUAAAAUAAUAUAGCUGCAAUUUUCUCCUAUGGAUUUCCUUUGUAUGGAGAGGAUGCACCUUUACUUGUUCUUUAUUUACUUACUACCUCUGUCCUACUUAGACUUCAAUUUUUUCUUAUGAAUCUAGACAAAUAUUUGUCUAGAUGCAUAUAUAUCUAGAAAUAAAGUGUGGUCUCAAGCUCCUAGUUUUUUUUUAAUUUGUUCUACAGGGUUAGCGACGACAGUAUGUCUAGCUUAUCCAAUCCUGAAUUUAGGAGGGUACAUCAGUAGUACAUCACAUGGGAGGUGGUGUGCCACUGGGAUAAUUAGGUACCACCCGUACUGGUCAGUGGUCGUACAGUCUCUACUACUCCAGCAUGCUGGUCCAUUUUCCCUGCUCAAUGCUCACACCAACCAAUUAGCUCUUUUCCAGCACGUGCACUUGCUCUUAUCUUAGCUCUCCGUACCGUAUCUAAUCUCUUUGUAACUACCUUUAUAAAUGAAUGCAGUACACAGCUAAACCUGCUGGAUACAGACGAGCAGAGGGCAGCAUGGGGAGAGUCUGAAACAGGUCCAGUACCUCAGGUCCUAACAUGUGAUAAACUUCUUUCACACCCUCUUAUCAUUUCACAUUUGCAUUUUACAGCCUAUUACUGUUAUGCAUUGUUCACUUGAACUGUGAAAGGACUGGUCAUUGGGCCAUGGCUUGAUGCAAACAUUAAUCUUUCCUUUAAUACUUCCAUUCCAAGUUGCUUUUGUCAUGCAUAUUUUUGGGGUCUGUAGGUCCACCAUGCAGUAGCGCUCAGAUUCUGCAUCAUAGAUGACCCCAUUAUACAGUGUUUCUUUCAAUGCAAGUUUGUAUGGUACUACUGCAAUCUGAAAAAAAAGGGAAAAGAAAAAGAACUGUUUGUUUGGUGCCAGCCAGCUUUUUUUCCAUAGGACAAAACAAAGAAGGGAAAAGGUAAAUUGAAUAUUAAUAUUUUACUAAAUAAAGGCAUUUAUGGAAGAGUUGAUGUUUGCACAUAUCACAAUGAGAAGCAGUUUAUAUAUGAUUAUCAGGUGUAAUCAACCCUACCGAGGUUUAUAUUAAGGAUAUGCUUCACACCCCAGCACUCCACCCACCUAUCCCACUAAAUCUAACCCACUUCGGUGCAGCAAAAGAUGCCUCGAGCCUGUGGCAGGCAGAGCAGUGCAAAAUUCCAAUCGAAGAAACCAAAAGGAGGCAGCAAAAAGACAGAUCAAAUGGAUUCACCAACUGAUCCAUUCAUCUGGCCAGGCCAGCUGGGCUUUGCAUAUACAUUGCAGACCACUAGAGCUAUAAGAACCUUAUCAUUAUCAUUUACUAAACAGAAAAACUACUAUCUGCAUAUCUUCAAUUCCAUGUCUCCAACUCCAAGAACCAGUUUUGAUCCCAACAGGAGUGCAGGAAUGGAGGUAGCAGAAUGCAGUGAGAAGCUGCAAAUUUUAAAGGCAUCGGCUUCAGCAUCAAUGGCUUAUUCGAUUGUUCAGUUCCCAGUCAAGUGGCAAUCCAUCAAGUACAAGCUUCAGCAACUCUGUUCCAACCUGAAUGCGCCAGGAGACGACGGCAGCUGCAACGAAAAUCGAUGAAUCUUACAAUGGUGGAAGGCUUCGUCUGAGGAGUGAUUUGGACAGCAUCAGCUCCAAGCUUGAUAUCCACCUGAAGGACCUCAAGGAGAUGGUUUCCUCCAGAAUUUCUGUGCGUUCUCAAGCUGUCAUCGCAACGAGGCCUGCCAUUGGUGCAAGCCUAAGCAACAAGAGGUUCUACAUCAAUGAUCUCUUCUUGAGGGUGAGGAUUGGGGAUUUGGCUCAAAGAAAACAAGCCCUGGUCACCAUUGGAGAGCUCCUAUCUGAAGAUAUCGAGUAUGUCAAGAUUGUAGCUCUUGACAUUGAUAAUAGCAUCACUCUCCUGAUCAGCUUUCUUGAAUCAGGGGAUGCAUGCAUUCAAGAACAGGCUGCAAGAAUUGUCUCCCUUAUUGCAGGCUAUGAUUCUUACAGAGGAAUGCUUGUGAAAGCAGGUGUGGUUGCUCCACUUGUCCAGUUACUGGAUAGUCCAAGCUGCACCAGCACUACUGUUUCAUCAAGGGAGAGAGCAGCUCAUGCAUUGAGGGAGCUGACGAGCAACUCCGACAACGUCUGGGCCGUCUGCGCACAAGGCGGUGUCACCGUGCUCCUGAUCGUCUGCGCCAAUGUCGAUAGCAGGGGCAAGCUGGUCAGCUCCGCUUUCGCGGUGCUGAAGAACCUGAGCAGGGUGGAGGAGGUGAAGAUGUUCAUGGUGGAACAAGGUGCAGUUAUGGAGUUGGUGAAGCUGUCCCGACAAAAGGAGGAAGAACGCAAAGUUGGAUCAGUUGAGCUGCUCCAUUACAUGGCCUUGGCUGAUGCCAAUGUCAGACAAGCAGCAAUCAGCAUGGGGAUGAUCCAAUCACUCACUCAGCUGAUGAACCCUGAUCUUCCAUACUCAUCCAAAGCCAGGGAGGUUGCUCUCUCAGCCAUUGCAUUCUUCUGCCUCCCUUCCAAAGCUCUGACAGAUGAUCUCAUCAGCUCCAAUUUUCUUAGCUGGCUUCAAACCUAUCUCAACAAUGUUGACUAUGCUGUCCUGGAAUGCACCCUCAACAUUCUGGUACGGCUAACGAGGAUCUCCGAGGAAUACAGCAAGAUGGUUGGCAGGGCAGGGUUCAUGACUGCCCUGGUAAGCUCACUUGGAGCCAAAUCUUGUCAGGUCAGGGAGAUGGCAGCACAAGUACUCUGCAACCUACUGUUGCUUCACUCUAACCGUGUAGUUUUCAUCCAAGAUGGUGAUAAUCUGAACCGGCUGCUGCAGUCGCUUGAGCACGGUGACGGCAAGACGAUGGCGAAGGAUUUGGCCAUUUCUUGCCUCGUGUCGUUGGCAGAGACCAGUGCUGGAAGGAAGAAGAUCAUAUCGUCUCAACAUUUUGUCAGCUUGAAAGGACUCGCAGACUCCGGUGACCUUCCUGCCAAGAAGAUCGUGAAGAAACUCUGUGCUAACAAGUUGCAAAGCAUUCUUACGAGAAUCCGGAUCACAUGACUUCCUUCUCGCGUUUACCUGAUCGCUCUUCAGUUUUGAACCACAGAAUUCAUUGAUUCAGCUUUUGCUACCCUGCGUGGCUGCGUGCUGUUCAUAGUUCCUCUUUGCCUGUUACAUUCUUGUUCAGUCCUCACUACUCAUCCCUACAAUUCUUUUGUACUAUCCAUGAAAUUCUUUUGUGUAGAUCGCACGGCCUAUAAUCAAUCAAUCGUUUGUUUGUCA
Messenger RNA from Oryza sativa Japonica Group (Japanese rice), 8427 nucleotides. The record is from RefSeq and is a predicted model, not a curated record. NCBI's taxonomy places the organism in Eukaryota, Viridiplantae, Streptophyta, Magnoliopsida, Poales, Poaceae.